Aureococcus anophagefferens is the source of this 1388-nucleotide messenger RNA. RefSeq lists its product as hypothetical. The transcript is spliced from 2 exons. Gene Ontology annotation, molecular function: phosphoglycerate dehydrogenase activity; NAD binding. The record is from RefSeq and is a predicted model, not a curated record. Bases 48 to 1343 code for a protein of 431 amino acids. Gene Ontology annotation, biological process: L-serine biosynthetic process. Lineage: Eukaryota; Pelagophyceae; Pelagomonadales; Pelagomonadaceae.
GAAGUCCUAGGGAAGCUCGCCCGCGGUUGCCCACACCACCCCCAGCCAUGGCCUCGCCGGCGGCGGCGUCGCGCAUGGCCAUCAAGACCUUCAACAAGCUCAACGCGGCGGGCCUCGCCCGCUUCGACCCGGCGAUCUUCCGCAUCGCCGAAAGCAGCGAGACGAACGCCCACGCCAUCCUCCUGCGGUCCCACAAGCUCACGGAGAGCGACGUGCCCAUCAUGUGCCGGUCCAUCGCGCGCUGCGGCGCGGGCACGAACAACUGCAACGUCGCCCGCAUGACGGAGCUCGGCGUGCCCGUCUUCAACACGCCGGGCGCGAACGCGAACGCGGUCAAGGAGCUCGUGCUCUGCGCGCUCUUCAUGUCGUCGCGGGGCGUCAUCGAGGGCGCCUUCCACAUGGACGGCCUCCACGCCGAGGGCACGGCCCACGAGCGCAUCGAGAAGGACAAGGCCUUGUUCGGCGGGCGCGAGAUCGCUGGGAAGACCCUGGGGGUGGUCGGCCUCGGCGCGAUCGGCGCGGCGGUGCUCAAGGCCGCCCUGGGCUUCGGCAUGGACGUUGUCGGGUAUGAUCCGUCCUUAUCCGUCGAGGGCGCGCUGCGCCUGCCGGGGCGCAAGAUGAAGAUGGUCGACACGCUGGACGAGCUCGCGGCGGUCUCGGACUACGUGACGCUGCACGCGCCCUACAACGACCACACGAAGGGCUUGGUGGGCGGCCUCGCCGCGUUCUUCGAUUCGGGCGCGACCGGGCGCUACGUCUGCGACUUCGCCGUCGGCCCCGAGCUCUCGAAGCGCCCCAACGUCAUCACGAUCCCCCACCUCGGCGCGUCCACCGACGAGGCCGAGGAGAACGCGGCGGCCAUGGCCGCGGACACGACGUCGUUGUUCCUGCAGACGGGUUCCAUCCGCGACUCCGUGAACUUCCCCACCACCACGCUCCCCGUCCGCGACGACACGGUCAUGCGCGUCUGCCUCGUCAACGAGAACCGGCCGGGCAUGCUCGGCGACAUCCUCUCCGUCUUCGGCAACAGCGGCAUCAACAUCACGCAGCAGAUGAACACGUCGCGCGGCGACGUCGCCUACAACGUCAUCGACAUCGAGCGCCUCGAGAACUUCGAGGACGUCCACUUCAAGAGCUGGGACGCGCUCCAGUUCCUCCUCACGUCCAUGGACGGCGUCAAGUCCACGCGCUACAUCCACGGCUCCAAGCAGUCCGCGAAGCACAGCGGCUUCGCGGUCAACUUCAACGGCCAGGUCUUCGGCAUCGGCUCCAACUACACGCCGAGCCUGCCGUCCUUCGGCGAGCUCAACGAGAUCAUGGGCCCCCACGAGCGCGAGGCCUAGGAGUGGCCUCGCCCCCGAAAAAAAAGUAAGCAAAAAUUCACAAGG